Molecule: messenger RNA, 3456 nt
Organism: Hevea brasiliensis (rubber tree)
Lineage: Eukaryota; Viridiplantae; Streptophyta; Magnoliopsida; Malpighiales; Euphorbiaceae
Product: probable alpha,alpha-trehalose-phosphate synthase [UDP-forming] 9
Exons: 4
Coding region: 275-2860 (861 amino acids)
Biological process (GO): trehalose biosynthetic process
Cellular component (GO): cytosol
Molecular function (GO): catalytic activity
Source: RefSeq, a predicted model, not a curated record
UUUCUCAUCUCUCUUCUUUGCAUUUACCACUUCCCCUCUGUCUCUCUAUCCUUCCUCCCAUUUCCAUUGAAAAUCCAACAGAGCUUCCAUUUCCGAUCUCUUUAACUGCCCUUUUAGUUUUUAUCAUUUUUUCCCCAUACCUCAUAGCCAAGCCGAACUCGCCGGGUUUUUUUAUUUAUACCUAACUAUACGUCUCCGGUCACCGGUUUAUUAACCGUAAGGUGUGGGAUUCUGUGAGCAAAUUGUAGUUGGAAGUUUGUUAUCUUAAUGAGUGAUGGUGUCAAGAUCGUGUGUGAAUAUUUUAGAUUUGGCUUCUGGGAAUCUGUUGGAAAUUCCUCAUACUCCAAGAUCUAUUCCUAGAGUGAUGACUGUCCCUGGAAUUAUCUCAGAUUUGGAUGGUUAUUGCAGUAAUGAUGGGGACUCAGAGAUUGCUUCAUCUAUUUGUCGUGAGCGGAAAAUUAUCGUGGCAAAUAUGUUACCUUUACAUGCUAAAAGGGAUCCAGGAACUGCCAAGUGGUGCUUCAGUUGGGAUGAAGAUUCGCUUUUAUUGCAACUAAAGGAUGGUUUUUCUCCUGAAACUGAGGUUAUUUAUGUGGGGUCUCUGAAGGUUGAUAUAGAUGCUAGUGAGCAGGAAGAAAUUUCCCAAAAACUGCUUGAGAAUUUCAACUGUGUCCCAACAUUUCUACCCCAAGACCUGCAGAAGAAGUUUUAUCUUGGAUUCUGUAAACAGCACUUAUGGCCUCUUUUUCACUACAUGUUGCCUAUUUGCCCAGACCAUGGUAAUCGCUUUGAACGUGUUUUUUGGCAGGCCUAUGUUUCAGCUAAUAAAAUAUUUGCUGACAAGGUCAUGGAAAUAAUCAGUCCAGAGGAAGAUUAUGUUUGGGUUCAUGACUAUCACUUAAUGCUUCUGCCAACCUUUCUGAGGAAAGGCUACAAUAGAAUCAAGCUUGGAUUUUUCCUCCACAGUCCAUUUCCUUCAUCUGAAAUAUACCGAACUCUGCCAGUUCGUGAUGAAAUUCUGAGGGGAUUUCUAAAUUGUGAUCUAAUUGGUUUUCAUACAUUUGAUUAUGCGCGGCAUUUCCUCUCCUGCUGCAGCAGAAUGCUUGGCUUGGACUAUGAAUCUAAGAGGGGACACAUUGGACUUGAUUACUUUGGUCGUACAGUGUACGUCAAAAUAUUGCCUGUAGGUAUACACAUGGGUUGGCUUGAAUCAGUAAUGAAUCUUCCCUCUACAUCUGCUAAAGUCAAAGAAAUUCAAGAACAGUUCAGUGGGAGAAAAGUGAUUCUUGGUAUUGAUGACAUGGACAUAUUCAAAGGCAUCAGUCUGAAAUUGUUGGCAAUGGAACAACUCUUGCAACAACAUCCAGACUUGCGGGGAAAAGUGGUCCUUGUUCAGAUUGUGAACCCUGCAAAGGGAUCAGGGAAAGAUGUGCAAGAAGCAAAGCGGGAGACAUAUUUUACUGCCAAAAGAAUCAAUGAAGUUUAUGGUUCACCUGAAUAUGAGCCAGUGAUUCUGAUUGACCGUCCUGUUCCUCGUUAUGAGAAGACUGCUUAUUAUGCUUUAGCAGAAUGUUGCAUAGUGAAUGCAGUGAGGGAUGGGAUGAAUUUGGUGCCUUACAAAUAUAUUGUUUGCAGGCAGGGAACCCCAUAUAUGGACAAAGCCAUGGGCAUAACAUCAGUUUCUCCUCGCACAAGCAUGCUUGUUGUGUCAGAGUUCAUUGGUUGCUCACCUUCUUUAAGUGGAGCAAUUAGGGUAAACCCGUGGGACAUUGAUGCUGUUGCUGAUUCCUUGAACGUGGCAAUCACCAUGCAUGAAUCUGAGAAGCAGUUGCGCCAUGAAAAGCAUUACCGUUAUGUCAGCACUCAUGAUGUGGCUUAUUGGGCACGCAGCUUUAUGCAGGAUUUGGAGAGAGCUUGCCAAGAUCAUUAUAAUAAAAGGUGUUGGGGAAUUGGGUUUGGCCUGGGAUUCAGAGUUGUGUCUCUUUCUCCUAGCUUCCGGAGGUUGGGUAUUGAGCACAUUGUCUCAGCUUAUAAAAGGACAAAUAGAAGAGCAAUAUUUCUGGACUAUGAUGGUACUGUUGUUCCACAUACAUCUAUUGUUAAAAGCCCCAGCCCUGAAGUCAUAUCUGUUCUGAAAACUCUGUGCAAUGAUCCAAAUAACACUGUCUUUAUUGUUAGUGGGAGAGGGAGAAAUUCAUUGAGUGAGUGGCUUGAGCCAUGUGAGAGAUUAGGAAUAGCAGCUGAACAUGGAUAUUUCAUGAGGUGGGAUAAAACCUCUGAGUGGGAAACCAGUCCUGUCGCUGAUGAUCUUGAUUGGAAAAAUAUUGUGGAACCUAUAAUGAGACUAUAUACAGAAACAACUGAUGGCUCCAGUAUAGAGGUUAAGGAGAGUGCUUUGGUGUGGCACCAUCAAGAUGCAGACCCAGACUUUGGAUCCUGCCAAGCCAAGGAGUUGUUGGAUCAUCUUGAAAAUGUCCUUGCAAAUGAACCUGCUGUUGUUAAGCGCGGCCAACAUAUUGUUGAAGUUAAGCCACAGGGAAUAAGUAAAGGAUCUGUUGCUGAAAAGGUUCUUUCGAAUAUGGUUAAUCGUGGGAAGCCACCUGAUUUUGUGCUGUGCAUUGGUGAUGAUAAAUCAGAUGAGGACAUGUUUGAGAGUAUACUAAGCACAGUUUCUGGUCCAACUUUGCCUAUGGCACCAGAGAUCUUCGCCUGCACUGUUGGGCGGAAGCCAAGCAAGGCUAGAUAUUAUCUCGAUGAUGCCGUUGAUGUUGUGAAAUUGCUUCAAGGCCUUGCAACUGCUUCGUGUCCAAAGCCCAAGUAUAUUGAACAAAUCCUGGUUUCUUUUGAGAGUGCUAUUUGAGUAAGCUGGCAUAUUCCACGUACUGGGAGUCUGGGACCCUUAUUUUAAUUUUGAGGUCUUCCACCUGUGAAUAAAGAAAAAUUUUAACUGUUGAUUGCGGCUUGAUUUGAUGGAUGGUGGCACCUUGCUGGUGCAAUUCUGAUGUUGGGUAUCUAUUGAAGUGGACCAUUGGAGUAGAUGAAAUAUGGAUCUGUGGGGAGACGGGACUGACUAUUUUUAUUCUGUUUUUCUUGUAUGCGUUAAGUCCCGCAUUUACGGGUGCCAGUAAGAGUUUUCCUCAGCAGCUGGCUUUCAAAUGUUCACGGUGACCUAUCACUCCCACCACCCCACUCCUCCUCUACCCCCACUUUUCUCCCCUCCUUAUACUUUUUUUUUUCCUCUUUCCAGAUUAUGAGGCACCAUUAACUUGUAUAGGUACACUGUUAUUGUCACAAUACGCAUAUGUCAGUUUGAUACUAAAAUUCCUGUGGGUCCAUUGAUAGUAAGUGGGGACACGAGUUGAAUUUCCGAUAAUUUGAAUCAUCGGACUGUGGUGGCAUUGGCAAGAUGUAAAUAGUUAUAUAUAAAACCAUCUUUGAACAUUUUCAUUUGCGAUA